Molecule: messenger RNA, 4151 nt
Organism: Hypoxylon fragiforme
Lineage: Eukaryota; Fungi; Ascomycota; Sordariomycetes; Xylariales; Hypoxylaceae
Product: Pkinase-domain-containing protein
Exons: 4
Coding region: 416-3421 (1001 amino acids)
Biological process (GO): regulation of MAPK cascade; protein phosphorylation; intracellular signal transduction
Cellular component (GO): cytoplasm
Molecular function (GO): ATP binding; protein serine/threonine kinase activity
Source: RefSeq, a predicted model, not a curated record
UUCAAGUAGUACAUCAUUAAAGUAGUCAACGGUGUAGUUAUUGUAUUGUACAUACAUACCACAUACAGGCACUUGCACUGAACAAUUGCGCAAACACCCCCCCAUCUUCCUCCCCUCCAUUAGGUCGGGUAUUUUCUCUAGUCUCUUCAGCCCAUGGUUUCAUCACUCGACCCGUUCAUUCUGGGGGUUAACUAUCACUAAAACCAAAAAAAAAAAAGAAAGAAAAAAAAAGGGAAAAAGGAAAAGGAAAAGGAAGAAAAGAAGAAAAAAACGAGGGAAGGGAGAAAAGAAACCCCCUCCAAAAGCAGUUCCCCUCCCCCCAAAAUAAUACCUAACCAAAGAACUUUUUCAUAUAAUUAAAAAAAAAAAAACUGGUUUUUUUUUUCUUUUUCCAUUUCUACCUUUGAAGGUAGAGAUGGACAGCCACAACACUAACGGCAACAUUCAAAGCAAUCUGCAACAACGGCGUAACAGACUGACUAAGAAGCCUCCAACUCAUCAUCACGGACAUAGCUACUCUCUCACCGCUGAUGGUCGCUUUGACGCAUCCCUCCAGAGCAAACGGAGCUCCACGAGUUUGAGGCGAGCUCCAAGCGCUCCCCACAGAACUCCCACUAUCACUACUCCCACCACUCCCACUAAUACUCCCACUACUACUUUCAUUACCACAACGGCUACAAGUGCUAACUUUCCCAAUACUACUGCCACUGCUGCCGCUGCCGCUGCUACUAACGUUGGCAUUAACAACGCGUCGAUUUCCUCUGCAUCGCCCUGUCAUCCUCCUCCACCACCACCCAUUCCUUAUUCUUCUUACUCUUUCAGCUAUAACAAUAAUAACCACAAAAACAACAGCAAUACUGACUAUUAUACCACUUCUACCCCCGCUGCUACCUCUUCUUCCGUACUAUCUCCUAACCAAUUCUGCCCCUCCACCUUUUCGUCUUCUAACAAACUGGCCUCUACCUCGCCCCCGCUCUCUAACAGCAAGAAGAAGAACAACGCAUUCCCUGCCACUGCGGACGGGGCUGGAAUUGAUUAUAGAGCCGGCACUGGUACUAGUCCUGGUCCUGGCACUGGCACUGGCACUGGCACUGGCACUGGCACUGGCCUUGGGAUUGGGAUUGGGAUUGGGCACUCAACAUCGCGAGAUCAGCGUUUGUCUUCCGAUUUUCAUCUCCGUCAACCCCUCUCCUCCCAGACACCCGAAGAAUUUAUCGGUGCGCCCUUUGACGGCAACUUCAUCCUCAACCAUUUCGAAGCCACCAAGUCGCCCACUUAUCAACAUCCGACCCAAGCUCGUCCUGCACCGGCCCCUCCAUCGAAUCUAAAUCCCGAUCCUCGUCUAAUGACCCCUUCCUUACGGCAGUCAACCAGCUUUUCCGCCUUCGACGGCAGUAUGUCGGAGAAAUCACACGGCGCGCGUGUCAAUGACGCCCAAGUCACUUCCCCAAAGCGAUAUUCUGACGAAGGCAAGGAACUUAAAGGGCCCGGUGUAUUGAGAAAGAAGUCGGGCUUCUCGGGCCUCAUGAGCACAUUGGUGGGAUCGCCAAAGAAACCCGUCAUUUCAGCGCCAGAAAAUCCAGUUCAUGUCACCCAUGUCGGUUAUGAUAGUUCUACUGGCCAAUUUACGGGUCUGCCCAAAGAGUGGCAACGUCUAAUAAACGAGAGUGGCAUUCCAGAGAAUGCUCGAAGGGAAAACCCUCAAAUGAUGGUAGACAUCGUUACGUUCUAUAAAGAGACCACGGAGAAGCCGCACGAGGAUCAGGUCCUAGAGAAGUUUCACGAUGUGAGAGCUCCUGAAAUGCGCACUCCCUCUGGUGGAAUGGCAACAUCCCCCGGCAUGUAUGCGUCAAACUAUGCGGGUAUGUCACCUAUGAUCAGUCCACCAGCAAGUCCGAGAUUUCCAAUCGUGAAUAAUGAAGGCACCUUUGAAAACCCCCGCGCUCCCCCUCCAGUACCUGUACCCGGAAAGGGCCCGGCGCUGCACUCUAUCAAGGACCACCCCAAUUUGCAGCCCAGCCGACCCGCGCCGAAACCCCCCAUCUCCUUACAGACCCGAGCCGCACAGCAGUCACCUUACGUUACGAAAGAUUCGGGCAUUGGCAUAUCUCAGGCCAGCGAAGAUGUCCACCCAGCAAACAUGCAUACGCAGCCGUCGAAAGACAAUGUCCCUAUGCUCCCCGAAGAGCACCGAUCAAGAUCGAACUCGCGAGCCAACGGUACCCAGCCUCACGUCCCCACUAGCCAAUCGUCAUCCGCCGUUCAGGCCGUGUAUCAACAGCAGCUGAUGCAACAACAACAAGAACAAGCCAUGGCACAAGCCCAGGCUGCUAUGAAGGGACAGCUUAGUAGAUCCGCGAGUACUAAACAAGCCCCCACUCAUCCCAUACCUUCUAGCUCGCAGCACCAAAUGGGCCGUCCACCGGAAGCUAAUGGCACCAGCAGCGCUGUGCACCCAGCACGCGUUGGACCUCCGGCACAACAAGCGCGUCCCCGCAACCGGCCGCGGCAAAGCACUAGCAUAGACGUGGCAGCGGCUCUUAAACGUAUCUGCUCCGAGGGUGACCCUCGCGAAAUAUACCGCAGUUUCACCAAGAUUGGCCAAGGUGCAUCUGGGGGUGUCUAUACUGGUCACGAACGAGGAUCAAACAGGCUAGUAGCUAUCAAGCAGAUGAACCUGGAGCAACAGCCUAAAAAGGACUUAAUCAUCAAUGAAAUUCUAGUUAUGAAGGAGAGCUCGCACCCAAACAUCGUCAACUUCAUUGACAGCUAUCUAUGUGGCGGCGAGCUAUGGGUUAUCAUGGAGUACAUGGAGGGCGGUAGCUUAACUGAUGUGGUUACUUUUAAUAUAAUGACAGAAGGGCAGAUUGCCUCAGUCUGCAGGGAGACCUUGAAGGGCCUGCAGCAUCUACACUCUAAAGGAGUUAUUCACCGGGACAUCAAGUCUGAUAAUAUUCUACUGUCACUAGAUGGAAAUAUCAAGCUCACUGAUUUCGGGUUUUGCGCACAAAUCAACGAGGCGCAUAACAAGCGGACAACGAUGGUUGGCACGCCAUACUGGAUGGCACCGGAAGUCGUCACUAGAAAGGAAUAUGGAAGGAAAGUCGACAUCUGGUCUCUAGGUAUUAUGGCCAUCGAGAUGAUCGAAGGAGAACCCCCGUAUCUUACCGAGUCACCUCUCCGUGCUCUGUGGCUAAUCGCUACGAACGGCACGCCACAAAUUAAGGAAGAGCACAAUCUGUCUCUGGUGUUUAAGGACUUCCUAUACUUCGCUCUGAAGGUAGACCCGGAAAAAAGAGCCAGCGCGCACGACCUACUUAGACACGAUUUCAUGAAGCUGUGUGUUGACUUAUCAUCAUUAUCUCCACUCGUCCGAGCCGCCAGGGAAGCCCGGCUAGAGGAGAAGGCCAGCAAGGGUUAGGUUUUGGACAUUUUGAAUAGGUAAUUCAAAUGUCCGCUAUAUGAUUUUUAAAUGACGUGUUGGGAUAUUUCUAGCUAUACGACUGUUGGAACCUGAUCAGUUCAUUGCCAGAAAAAAAAAACGAGAAGAUGCUGGGUCUAUCAAACUCGCGGUGGUCGAGGAUAUUUUGUGUACCUCUACCCUCGGAGUGAGCACGUCUUUGCUCGAGCUUACAGGGGCGUCAGGGGGAGGCAUGAGAGGAAUAUAGCGGCAAUUGAUCCUGGUUGGACACUCCUCGUGAAUCCGCCCUGUUUUGUACAUAUCGACACGAUACCAUACUUUGGGGAAUGCCCAUCGGAAAUUAGAGACGAGCUAGAUGAAACGGAUGCACUUUCAAGCAUAGCCGUAUGCACGCCCUUGGCCGAAGGGUAUCAAAUAUAAAUACGAAGUAUUGCGAAUUUAUGAGUUCGAGUAGGCCCAGGUAUCUACUCUGUUAUGGCAUACAAGCAAUCUUGCCUAUGGGGGUUUUGAGGUCAAGUUACGAUCUUACGGCAAGAGGUAAAAUGAGUCUUGGGCUUUCUACUGUUCGCCCUCCAGUGCCUACGGGUGUUGUUUACUUAGGUACCGGUCUAUAUAGUAUAUAAAUCAUUUGAAUUGCACAUACCUACAGCUUGGAAUUCAUUGUUCAUUAGGAAGGAGUGUACAUAGUGCUCUUUCUUUUCGUACCAUCCCAUUGAUAUAUUGUAUGCCA